Molecule: messenger RNA, 795 nt
Organism: Stylonychia lemnae
Lineage: Eukaryota; Ciliophora; Spirotrichea; Sporadotrichida; Oxytrichidae
Source: the annotation of a GenBank genome assembly
AUGAGGCUUAAGACAUUCAAGCAGAUUUCAGAAAAUUAAAUUUCACUUAGCAACUAAAGAGGUUAUAUUAUUGAUUGUGGCUCCCAUUCCAAUGUUCAAUUUGAUGAGCAAAACUUGAUUUAUCAGCAAGCAGGAGGGUACAAGGCAUUGUACACUUUUCACAGCAAUGACUUAUCAGAAAAUUUCUUAGAUAAAUGGCAUUUAUACACUUUUUCUUUUCAAAGCAAAAUAGUUUAAUAAAAUGAUUAGGCAUACUUGAGGAUAUUAAUUGAUGGUGUCCUAAUGAAUGAAAUUUAGAUUUAGAAUUAAGUAACACUUGAUAUGUAUCCUGUUUCUAAAGAUUUGUGUGUAAUUGGAAAUUCUUAAAAAGCAGAUUCAUUUUUAAGAAACAGCUUGCAUGCCGAUAUUAGAUAUAUCCAGUUUCUUCAGACUCACAGAAUUCAAGAACAUUAUAAUUCUUAUCUCAACCGUUAUCCUGAUCCAAAGCAUAUAAAUAUUGUCCUGUAUUAUAAACUUGACGAUGAGAAUUAUUUUAACUCUGAUUAUUAUUAGAACUUGCAAGUGUCUGACUAUAAACAUUAAAACACUAUAUUGACUCAAUAUGAAGAACCUGAGAAAUUAUGUGAAUGCUAUUCAGCCCCUUUGAAAGUAAUGAACAUCUAAAAAGGAGUCAAUAAAUUUAAUGGGCUUUAGCUGAGAGCUACAGAUGACUUAUAAAAUGGAUUAUAUUUAGAUUUUUGGAUCAAUAUUCAAAAAGAUUUAGAGGACAAUACUAAUACACAAAGACACUAAUGA